ACAAAGAUCUUAACGCACACGGCGUACAACAGCAAUCAACUACCCAAAUAACUUAAUGUACGCCACAUUCCUGUUACGACAAAUCCCCCUCCUUUCACUGCCACUUGCUUCAUUCUCUCUCUAUCUCUCCCCCAACUCUUAUGGAGUUUCUCUAAUCUAUUCGUAGAUACUCAAAUCCCCAUUCUUCCAAACCCUAUAGAAUGGCUUCCCUUCACAUAUUGAAAUCCGGUUUAUAUCCGUUUUAUGCUUCGCAAUCGUCUUCACGUAGGAAAGAACGCUUGAUUUGUCAUGAUAGCAGAAGAAUUAUCAACUUCAGAUCAAAGGUACCGAUUAAUACAAGGUUUAUGGUUUCGUGCAAGGUUCAAGAUGCUGAUGAUAAUGAAAGCAAAGGUGAAGAACCUACCGAGUCUUUGUUCAUGAAAGAACUGAAGCGACGGGGUAUGACACCCACUUCAUUAUUAGAGGAAAGUUGGAGCACCUCAAAAGACGAGAAUAGGAUAUAUAAGGAAGAAGAUGGAGGGUUUUCAAAUAGAAAUGCUGUAUCGACAGAUCUUGAGAAAAGCCUAUCUAAUCAAAGGGAGCGAUCUAUGGCUUUGAACAGUGAGGGCCUCGAGGGUUUAAUUCCACGUGCUAAAGUCUUGCUAACCCUUGGAGGCACCUACUUCUUAGCAUUUUGGCCACUGAUCCUAGUAACUGUGGCAUCCUUCUCUGCUGUUUACGUAUAUUUUGGACCAAAAUUCGUUCACGAUGCUAGCACACGACAAGUAUACCUACCCCAGUAUGUUGAUCCAUACGCACUUCUGGAAGACCAGCGGAUCUCCGAAACUGCACCAAGGCUAAACUGAUGGUACAGCUCUCCAUAUACGUCUUAAAAGAUCAAGUAGCUAGACUUUUCGUCAUUAUGUUUCUACCACAAUGUCCAAAAGUUCUGUAAAUGCCAAGAAACUCUCCUUAUAACGAGAUUUCUUUCAUUCCAACACUUGUAAAUACAGAUUCCUACUUCUAGUAACUUAUGUUAAAUCCACCUUGCUGA
Cynara cardunculus var. scolymus (artichoke) is the source of this 1033-nucleotide messenger RNA. RefSeq lists its product as uncharacterized. Bases 201 to 845 code for a protein of 214 amino acids. Lineage: Eukaryota; Viridiplantae; Streptophyta; Magnoliopsida; Asterales; Asteraceae. The record is from RefSeq and is a predicted model, not a curated record. The transcript has 4 exons.